This is a messenger RNA of Girardinichthys multiradiatus, 2341 nucleotides long. It is a transcript of the gene nle1, whose product is annotated as notchless homolog 1 (Drosophila). Gene Ontology annotation, biological process: ribosomal large subunit assembly; Notch signaling pathway. Gene Ontology annotation, molecular function: protein binding. The transcript is spliced from 13 exons. Lineage: Eukaryota; Metazoa; Chordata; Actinopteri; Cyprinodontiformes; Goodeidae. The record is from RefSeq and is a predicted model, not a curated record. Gene Ontology annotation, cellular component: nucleolus. Bases 198 to 1634 code for a protein of 478 amino acids.
UAGUAACUCACAGAAGUACCAAGUGAAGCUGUGUGAGUUGUUACUCUCCCACAAUUCAUUGCGGCCCCGUCACUUGUCGUCUGUUUCCUAGCACAUCUUUUCAUUUUAAGACUCUUUGGCUGUAAACACGUGGAGACUUCAACCGCUAAGCUAAAGAAAUACCAUCUUGUUAGAUCUGGAUCCGAACUGUACACAACAUGACAAGUGAGGAUGUGGAGCGGAUGCUGAUCCAGUUUCAGGAUGAGGAUGGGGAGGUUCUGGGUUCACCUUUCGAUGUGCCUCUCGACAUCACACCCGACAAACUGCAGCUCGUCUGCAAUGCAUUGCUACAAAAGGAGGAGCCUGUGCCUCUGGCAUUUUUUGUGCGUGGAGAAGCAGAGGUGGUGUCCAGUCUGGGAUCCUGUGUCAAGGCUCUGGGAGUGGAGACAGAGCAGGUUCUGCCAGUGGUGUACCAACCUCAGGCUGUGUUCAGGGUUCGGGCCGUGACCCGCUGCACCAGCACGCUGCAGGGACACACAGAGGCCGUCAUCUCCACGGCUUUCAGCCCUACAGGCAAAUAUCUGGCCAGUGGAUCAGGAGACACCACAGUACGCUUUUGGGACCUGACGACUGAGACACCCCAUCACACAUCCAGAGGACACGCCCACUGGGUCCUGAGCAUCGCCUGGUCACCUGAUGGAAAGAAGCUGGCUUCAGGGUGCAAGAACAGUCAGAUCUGUCUUUGGGAUCCAGUGACAGGAACACAGUUAGGGAAGACUUUGACAGGACACACCAAGUGGAUCACUUGGCUCUGUUGGGAACCUCUCCAUCUUAACCCAGAGUGCAGGUACUUAGCCAGCAGCUCUAAGGAUGGCUCUGUGCGGAUCUGGGACACUGUUUUGGGACGCUAUGAUAAGAUCUUGACGGGACACACUCAGUCAGUCACCUGUGUGAAAUGGGGAGGAGAUGGACUUCUCUACACUUCCUCCCAGGACCGAACUGUCAAAGUGUGGAGGCCGAAAGAUGGCGUCCUGUGCAGGACUCUGCAGGGUCAUGCCCACUGGGUGAACACCCUGGCUCUCAGCACUGAUUACGUCCUGCGUACUGGAGCUUUUGAACCUGCUACCGCCACCAUCAACCCCCAGGAUCUCACUGGAUCUUUGGACGAGAUAAAGGAGAAAGCCUUACAGCGAUACAAUAAAGUUAGGGGGUCCGCUCCAGAGCGGUUGGUGUCUGGCUCUGAUGAUUUCACCUUAUUUCUGUGGAAUCCUGCUGAAGACAAAAAGCCCUUAGCCAGGAUGACGGGCCACAGCGCUCUGGUCAACGAAGUGCUCUUCUCCCCCGACACCAGGCUCCUCGCUUCUGCUUCAUUUGAUAAGUCCAUUAAAAUCUGGGACGGACGGACUGGAAAGUACCUGAUGUCCCUGCGUGGCCAUGUGGGAUCUGUGUAUCAGGUGGCGUGGUCAGCGGACAGCAGGCUGCUGGUCAGCGGCAGCAGUGACAGCACACUGAAAGUGUGGGACGUGAAGACUGGGAAGCUGAAUAUGGACCUUCCUGGACACGCUGAUGAGGUUUAUGCUGUUGACUGGAGCCCUGAUGGACAGAGAGUGGCAAGUGGUGGGAAAGACAAAUGUCUUCGAAUAUGGAGAAGAUAGCCAAAUAUGUGCCUUCUUUCAUGGGUUUGUGUAAAGCUUCAGACAGCUGGAGCAAAGGAUGCCAAAAGCGGAUCUAGUCUUCCGUUCAUCUUUAUAGCAUCUGCCACAAGUGGCAUUGUGUUGAGGAACUUCAAUCUCGUUACAGUACAAAUGCUGAGUCUUCUUGUGAAUUGUUAACAAUGCAGGACUGUAAAAAAGCUCACCCAAAUGGAAAUGUGAAGCAUCCAACAAUAAACUUUCACUGAUCUGUACAAAUCAGGUAACAGUUUGCAGAUUAUUUAAAGGGGUUUUAACCAUCACCAUAGAUGGAAAAGCAUUUUCGUAAAUCAUCAAAAAUCGUCUUCAUCUGAGUUCUUGAGAUGUUCUGGAGAUAUUCUCUAGAACAGGUGGUCUGAUGAGGCAACAUGUGGGAGCGUUAAUGCCUCCCUCUGUGAUGUUAAUUCCACUGUUGCUCGCCCUGCUCCUUCAGCUUUUAAUCUCUUCUGCUGUCAGCACGACCUCCUACACAUUUCUAAUCAUCCGGAGAAGUUGCAGCGUCAGGAAUUCCUGUCGCUUCAUUCCACAUUGGAAAACCCGAUUUCCUGUCCAAAACAUGAAUUUAUUCCUAGAUAUUUGUUUUUAACUUGAACCCCGCUAACAUGUAUGAUCCAAUCUCAUUGUACUAUGCUGUGCAUUAUGAUGACAAUAAAGGCAUAUCCGGGUUGUAA